Molecule: messenger RNA, 2520 nt
Organism: Coprinopsis cinerea okayama7#130
Lineage: Eukaryota; Fungi; Basidiomycota; Agaricomycetes; Agaricales; Psathyrellaceae
Product: NAD+ kinase
Exons: 7
Coding region: 1-2520 (839 amino acids)
Biological process (GO): NADP+ biosynthetic process; NAD+ metabolic process
Molecular function (GO): NAD+ kinase activity
Source: RefSeq, a predicted model, not a curated record
AUGCACAACCAAGAUCCCCUCCUCAUCCGUCCUUCUUUGUCCCGGAAGAACAGCAGGCCCUCGUCUCUGAACACCGUCUAUUCUCAGAACGAGUACAAACCAGACAUCGAGCUCGAGGUCACAUCUCCAGGCGGCAAUGGCACAACCGUCGUCGCAGCCAACGGUCAUCACGAUCGUCCCGCUCAGGACGAGUCCACAGCCGUCAAGAAACCAAACCCACACCACACCCCGACCCCGCAACAAAUGGUCAAAUCGCCCUGUUUUGUCCACUCUCAUCUAGACAAGGGAGCCGAUCUCACAAAGUUUCUCAUGAACAAGCCCUACGAUAUCCAUACCAAGGAUCUAGGGGUAGCAAAGUCCUUGCAGCAGGCCGGUACCAGCCCCACUCACGCCCGCUUCGAUCAUACCGCGACACAGACCAGAAGCUUUUCUCCAGAGUCUGUCGCCUCCUCUUUUGCCUCUGGCUACGAGGUCGACGACGAGGACGAAUACAUUGGAAGCCUCACCACCCAACUCGCCGAAACGGCCGUCAGCGUACGAGAGAUGAGCAAACAACUCGGUCGAGCCCGUGUUCAAUCAAAUAUUCAGAACGUCUUGAUUGUCACCAAAGCGAGGGACAACAGACUUAUCAAAUUAACUCGCGAUCUUGCCCUCUAUCUUAUGCUCAAGCGCCGGCCAGGCCAACAGAGAGGAUUGGUCGUUUACGUCGAUAGCCAGCUCCGAACCUCCCGACGUUUCGACGCGGAGGGUAUCAAGCGGGAUCACCCCGAACUCUUUGCCCCUUUCCCCCGUCGUCGCCCAUCGAGCUCCCAGUACACCAAUGCAGCCCAAGAGUUCCAAGGUGAAGAAGGCCAACUGCGAUACUGGACUAGCAGCAUGUGCUCCCGCAAUCCUCAUCUCUUCGACUUUGUUAUCACCCUCGGCGGUGAUGGGACUGUCCUCUUCACCUCUUGGCUGUUCCAGAAAGUCGUUCCUCCGGUCCUAUCUUUUGCACUCGGUUCUCUCGGUUUCUUGACCAACUUUGACUUUGCUGAUCAUCAGGCUGUUAUGGAUUCCGCUAUCGAUAAUGGAAUCCGUGUCAACCUCCGAAUGCGGUUCACUUGCACUGUCUAUCGCGCAGUUGCUACUGAGAAGGGCAAGGGACGAAAGGCAGUGAAGAAGGCCGAGACAGGCGAGAUCAUCAUGAAGAACUUGGAGAAAGGCGGAGGAUGGGAAGCGCUUGAAGGAGGCUGGGGAGGUGCUCCUGCUGACGGAAAGUGCACCAAAGACAAGGAGAUUAUGUGCUACACCACCCGUCCUGUUGAAAGCUUUGAGGUACUCAACGACCUCGUCGUCGACCGUGGCCCAAGUCCAUACGUUAGCUUGCUGGAACUCUUUGGUGAUGACCACCAUAUGACAACUGUGCAAGCUGACGGCUUGACCAUCUCCACCCCUACGGGCUCCACAGCCUAUUCGCUGUCUGCUGGAGGUUCACUCGUCCACCCAGAAAUUCCGGCCAUCCUCAUUACGCCCAUCUGCCCACAUACCUUGUCCUUCCGACCAAUGCUCCUCCCUGACAGUAUGGAGCUGCGUAUUUGCGUCCCGUACAAUUCCAGAAGCACCGCUUGGGCCUCCUUUGACGGUCGGGGCCGAGUCGAGCUUAAACAGGGAGACCAUAUCAAGGUCACAGCCUCUCGCUACCCCUUCCCCACCGUCUGCGCAGAUAAGCAAUCCACCGACUGGUUCCACGCCAUCUCGCGCACCCUCAAAUGGAAUGAGCGAGAGCGCCAGAAAUCAUUCGUCGUCGUAGAAGAAGGGCCCGCCAAACCCAAGCGCCGCAAACGCAGUCGCGCACCCGCUGUUUCCCCUGGUCGUUCUCCCAAGGUCAGCGAGAUGGACGAGGAGGAUGAGGAAGACGACGAGGCAUCCAGCGAGGAAGAUGACAAAUUCGACAUUGACGAUUCCUCAGCUGCAGAGUCGGAUUCGACGACAGACGCCGGUGUCCAGGCGGACGACUUUUCCCAUCUGAGACCGCCCUCCAUGGCCACCGUGAAAGACAGCAGCGGCAGCAAGAGAACCAAGCGCGGCAAGUCGCGGUCCAAGUCCCGUCCUCGCACCGUCUCGACGCAAUCCCAGUCCUCGGAUGCAUCCUAUCAUUCAGGCGUGGACUCGCCCAGCCGAUACGCAAGUCCAGGACCGCACUUGUCCCAUGGCCGACAUGUCGAAUUCAGUUACCCUGAUUCGAAUCAAUCUUCGCCGUCCUCCGAGUCCGGACUGAACCACUCCGCACAGCAAGGCAUGCGCGACGACCUGCACCUCCAGAGGUCCCCCAGUGGCCGAAGCCGUAUUCCCAAAGACAGAGACAUCGGAGCGGAGACGCCUAAGACAGCAACUGUUCCAUUGGGGCAGUUACAUGGCCAUGGUCAUAGCGGGCGCGGGCGAGGCCAUUCGAUAUCGAAGCUCGACAAUGCGCCGCAUAGAGCGUUUGCUGUUUGGGGCCACGACGAGAGCGAUAGCAACGCUAGCGAUAGCGAUCUCUAG